UACAAAUGAUAGUUUAGGUGGGAAUUUCCCUCCGGAUGUAUUUACCAAGUAUAAAAAAAUGCGGAUACUUUAUAAUUUCCCCCAAAGAAGUUCACCGCUUUAACUUUCUUUCUCUCUCUUCCUUCAUCUCCAACUCUAGUUCUUCAUCCCCUUUUGUAGUAAUUAUCGAUCUCCUCAACCGAUUUUCACAAACCACUAAGAUAACUCAAUUCCAACGCAUCUUUAGCAACAGAAGUAGCAAGAAGAAGAACAACUUAUGUGUUACCGCUACCCAAUCUUCUCUUUUCUAGAGCUUUAUCACCGACGAAGUACAAAUACGCCACUGCCUCCAUACGCACCAUUGCAAAUCUACAUUCCAUGAGUAGGAAGGGAUCCAAAACCUAACUCCGGUGAUAGAAAGAUGAACAACAAACAGUGGACUUUUCUUACUCUAGUUUAUUGGACAAAUGGCAGACCAUCGGACAUCUGAUAAGACAGAUCAAGCAAAUCAACCGCAGGAAGUACCUAUUGAAAGUACCACAAGUCCUCAAUAACCGCGCAGACCCUCAGGUCUGCGGGGAAACGACCUGCUAGACGACAACAUAGAUACAUCGUUAAGCAAAAGGACAAACAACAAGUACAUCACUAGCGUACACGCGGCAACAUCUGAAUAGGCCAAAGUACUGAAUAGUACGCCUAUAAAUACUGCCGUCCCCAUUCAUUUGCGGACACGUUCAAUAUAAGUACAAUUCUUAACUCUCUCUACUUUCUCUCUCUAGAGCAUUAUCUCAUUUGCUGACUUAGGCAUCGGAGGGGGUUUCCUCGGUUAAACCCCCGAGGUUAGCUUACGUUCGUUCUGUCUAACAGGGCAAUAUCACCAGGCAGGGCUCCCCCAGUUCCAUACUCGGAACAAGUGGCGCUAGAAGGAGGGGGACCUCCCAAACCUCGCUCUUUAAAAACCUACCCUCCCACAUAAUGACCGAGUCAAACGAACUGGUAAUCCAACAGAUAGAACCACCCACCUCAAAAAACAACCAGAAAACCACAAACAUACUCUUGUUUGGCAUGCCUCAAAGUCUUGGUCCGCCAAGAGAAACACCACAACCCAGAGCUAUGACAACCCCCAGCCAGGCCCAAGGUAUCCCAAUUCCGACCAGUGCCUCGCUAGCGCGGCUGGGGGCACAGUUCUCACCUGACCAGAUGCGCACAGCAAUAGAAGUCCUGACAUUCCUUACUCAAACAACCCCACAAGCCCAGGUCGUGAGAACAGCCCCAGAGGUUGAGGUUGAGCAGAGGAGAAAACGUCCCAGACCCCAACAUAGUCCGAAUGUUUGGAGGAGGAACCUGCAGCAAGACAUGGAAGGGGUUGACAAUCAAGAGUAUGAAGCAGAGAGUAUCACACCGAGCAGAGCUCAACCCCGAGCAAGGACUGAACAAGCACCCAGUCAUAGACACCACUCCGUGUCAGGUACGCCCAAUCCCAUCCGAGCAGUAGUUAAGCCUGAUAACUCUCCCUUCUGCGAUGAAAUACUCUCUGAAAGAAUGGAAAAGAUAAAAAUGCCCACCUGCAAAUACUCCGGAAAGACAGACCCAACGAAUCACCUCUCUGCCUUUGGGGGACACAUGAUGCUAUAUACCAACACAGACUCUAUGUGGUGUAAGGUCUUUCCUUCCACUCUAGAGGGGAUGGCACAGAGCUGGUUUGGUAAAAUACCCAAAGGCACCAUAACCUCUUUUCGGCAGCUAGCUAUCUUGUUUCGCACCCAAUACGUGGCAAACAUUGCCAGAGAAAGGAUGACAGGGGAGCUGAUGUCAGUCAUCCAAGGGCCUCAGGAAUCUCUGAGGGAAUACAUAUCCAGAUUCAAUAUGGAGGCGUCGAAUAUACCCAAGUUGCAGCAAGAGGUAGCAGUCCUGGCCAUGAUGACUGGUCUGCGGGAUGGAGAGUUCAAGAGUUAUCUGGGCAGAAAAUCAUUCACAACCCUGGCAGAGGUACUAGGAAAGGCAAAUGAAUUUAUAAAGAGUGAAGAAAUUGGCAGAGCAACCUCACGUCGAUAUGUGGCAAACGAGAACAAUUACGGUAGUCAGAGCAAGAAAGAGCCAUACAAAAAAGAAUACCCAGACAGAAGAGAAAACCCACAGCCCAGAAGAGACUGGCAGGGACCAGGCAGAGGCAGAGGUAAUGAAUUCAAAACUGAAAAAAGGAGGAAGUUCAAUGAAUAUACCCCCUUAGUGGCAUCCAGAACUCAAAUUUUUGCCAUCAGCAAAGAAGACGAGAAGUGGCAGAGACCUCCCAAAAUGUACAACAAGUACAGGACCCAAAAAAGUACUGUGACUUUCACAGAGAUCAUGGCCACCUCACAGAAGAAUGCACUCAUUUGAAGGACAAUAUCGAAGAUCUGAUCCGGAGGGGAUACUUGACUCAAUUCAAAGGAAAAAGCUCGUAUAGCAGGACCUACGAGAACAGAGAUAAUGAUAAUAGGUCCGACAAUAAGAAGGUGGAACCCAAGCAAAGCUAUCCAGCAGACCAAAAGAGAAUGGGCGACAUUUUGGUCAUAACAGGAGCGCCAGUUUACGCAGGAACCACUGUUAGCGGGGCCAAGGCCAGUGUGAGCGAAUUCAAACACCAGGUUAAUUACCAUAAUUCUGGCAGGUGGCCUGCCCCUCCAAAAAUCCCGCAGUGCACUUUCACAGAGGAGGACUGUAAAGGCAUAAUAUACCCCCAUGACGACCAUAUGGUACUAGCCCUGAACGUAGCAAACAGGAAAAUCCACCGUAUUCUGAUAGACGGAGGUAACUCUGCAAACAUCUUGUUCUGGCCUGCUUUCCAAGAGUUGCAAAUUGAUGAGAAAUACGUAAAGCCAGUCAAUUACCCAGUAAUCGGAUUCACAGGAGCCACAGUGAUACCAGAAGGGAUAGUCAGUUUGCCAGUGCAGAUUGGCCAAGGGAAGGAUAUCAAGGACAUCAUGGUAGACUUCAUGAUUGUGAAAGUCCCCGCAGCCUACAACGUCAUUCUUGGCAGACCAUUCAUUCAUGACGCAGGGGCUGUAGUCUCCACUUAUCACCUCACCAUGAUGUAUACGACAAAUGAUGGCCGCUCAACCAAGGUCAAAGGCAGUCAGGAGCAGGCUAAGAAGUGCUACCACACAGCGCUAAAACAACCACCCAGACCCCCACCACUGGCAAAAGAAGAACUUCCCCAAUCUCGAAAAAGAAAGAGAGCAGAGCGCAAAAAAGACAAGUUGCUAAGCAUGGAAAACUUCGAGCAUCGGGAGGAAGGUCUGUUGGAACCCACGUCAACUGACGAAACUGAGGAGAUAGAAUUAGAGGAAGGGUUGACAGACAGGACGGUUCGAAUUGGCACAGACGUAGAUCUAUCCCUCAGAGUGAACCUCAUUGGUCUGUUGAGAGAGCACGCAGACAUAUUUGCUUUCUCAGCGGACGAAAGGCCAGGGAUUGACCCCAGUGUUAUGGUCCAUAGACUGAAUGUCAGCAGAGAAGUCAGGCCAGUGAAACAGAAGAAGAGAAAUUUCUCGGCAGAGAAGAAUGUAGCCAUCCAAGAAGAAAUCAACAAAUUGCUAGCAGCCAAGUUCAUAGAAGAGUGCGAUUACCCAGAAUGGCUGGCUAAUGUUGUGAUGGUAAAGAAAGCAAAUGGUCAAUGUAGGAUGUGUGUAGACUUCACAGACCUAAACAAGGCCUGUCCGAAGGAUUGUUACCCAUUGCCCAGAAUAGAUCAGCUGGUUGAUUCCACCAGUGGACACGCUCUCUUGAGUUUCAUGGAUGCAUUUUCCGGCUACCAUCAGAUCAGUUUACUCGAAUCAGAUCGUAAGAAAGCUGCUUUCAUCACAGACGCUGGAGUUUAUAACUACAAAGCUAUGCCAUUCGGCCUAAAAAAUGCGGGUGCAACUUACCAGAAGCUUGUAGAUAAGAUAUUCGCACAGCAAAAGGGCCGGAAUGUGGAAGUAUAUGUGGAUGAUUCCAUAGUCAAGAGCAAAAAAGAGGUUGAUCACAUCGCAGACUUGCGAGAAACAUUUGCUACGUUGAGACAGUACGGUAUGAAACUAAACCCAAAGAAAUGCAUGUUCGGUGUUAAGUCAGGAAAAUUCUUGGGGUUUCUGGUCAGUGAAAGGGGAAUAGAUGCCAACCCAGAAAAAGUGGAGGCCAUUCUCAACUUGCCAGAGCCAAAAAACAUACGAGAUAUACAGAGAUUAACUGGAAAGAUGGCAGCACUCACUCGUUUUAUCAGUAAAUCUGCAGAUAGAUCCCUCCCAUUUUUCCAGGUACUGAAAGGCAACAAAACAUUCAAGUGGGAAGCAGAGCAAGAAAAGGCAUUCGCAGAGGUAAAGAAUCAUCUGAAGAGCCUCCCAACAAUAGCCAGACCAGAAGUAGGAGAUGUUUUGCAGUUGUACAUCUCUGCCUCCAAAAAAACUGUAGCAGCAGCCUUAAUAGUGGAAAAGGACAAGGCCCAACAACCAGUAUAUUUCGUCAGUCACAUUCUCAACCCCGCAGAGCAAAGGUACCCCCUGAUCGAAAAAAUGGCCUUCGCAAUUAUGAUAGCUGCCAGGAAGCUGAAACCAUACUUCGACGCUCACAAGGUACAAGUAUUAACAAAUCAGCCUUUAGAGAAAUCAUUGCGAAGGCUGGAUACCUCAGGCAGACUGCUGAAAUGGGCGGUAGAACUCUCUGAGUACGAUAUUGAAUACAGGCCAAGAACGGCCAUAAAGGCACAGGCAUUAGCAGACUUCAUAGCUGAGGCAUCUUACGAGGAGGAAGAGGAGCCUCUGGGGACCUGGCAGAUAUAUGUAGAUGGCUCAGCCGCAGUUACAGGGUCAGGAGCAGGCAUUAUAAUGACUUCACCAGAAGGUAAUGUCUUUGAAUAUGCCAUAAAGUUCAAGUUCAAAGCCUCAAAUAAUGAAGCAGAGUAUGAAGCAGCGAUCGCAGGCAUUCAAAUGUGCAAGGCAGCGGAUGCCAAAAAAAUCGUGUUGAAAACAGAUUCCCAGUUAGUGGCCAGUCAGUAUAGAGGCGAGUAUGAAACUCGAGAACCGUCCAUGCAGAGGUAUCUGGCACUGAUGAAAGAAGCCGUAGCCCAGUUGGAAAGCUUCGAGAUUCAGUUGAUCCCCAGAGCAGAGAAUAGCCAAGCAGAUGCUCUCUCAAAAUUAGCAAUCUCUUCGCUGCAAGACCUUGAAAGAACAGUGAUGGUGGAAGUACAGGAAGAAAAGAGUAUCGAUAAAAGACCUAUGGUAAAUGCCAUCAACACAGAGCCUCAGUGGUACGACAGUAUAGUAUCAUACAAGCUUGGUAGGGGUCUCCCUACAGCAGAGCCAGAACAGAAGAAGAUAAAGCGAAACGAACACUGGUUUGUGAUCUACCAGGGCAGAUUGUACAAAAAAUCCUUCUCCCUACCCCUGCUGAGAUGCGUCUCAACAGAGGAAUCACAGAGAAUCAUUGAAGAAAUUCAUGAGGGAAUAUGUGGUAAUCAUAUUGGGGGUAGAACACUAGCCUUAAAAGCUCUCAGAGCAGGGUACUAUUGGCCAACCAUGGUGAGUGACUCGCAGUCAUACGUGAAGAAAUGCGACAAAUGCCAAAAGUUCGCUCCAGUAAUCAAUCAGCCCUCAAAUGAUCUGCAACCAAUCAUCAAUCCCAUACCAUUCGCUCAGUGGGGAAUGGACAUCCUGGGUCCGUUUACAGCCGCGAGUGGAGGAAGAAGAUACUUGAUCGUGGCAGUGGAUUAUUUCACCAAGUGGAUAGAAGCAUAG
Messenger RNA from Spinacia oleracea (spinach), 5732 nucleotides. RefSeq lists its product as uncharacterized. NCBI's taxonomy places the organism in Eukaryota, Viridiplantae, Streptophyta, Magnoliopsida, Caryophyllales, Amaranthaceae. Gene Ontology annotation, molecular function: nucleic acid binding; RNA-DNA hybrid ribonuclease activity. The transcript is spliced from 3 exons. The coding region runs from base 2514 to 5732 and encodes 1072 amino acids. The record is from RefSeq and is a predicted model, not a curated record. Gene Ontology annotation, biological process: DNA integration.